Messenger RNA from Misgurnus anguillicaudatus (oriental weatherfish), 1569 nucleotides. It is a transcript of the gene smtnl1, whose product is annotated as smoothelin-like 1. The record is from RefSeq and is a predicted model, not a curated record. Gene Ontology annotation, molecular function: protein binding. Lineage: Eukaryota; Metazoa; Chordata; Actinopteri; Cypriniformes; Cobitidae.
GAGGAAGGAGGAACCAGACAGGGGUCUUUCUGAAGUGCCUUAUAGUUCAGUGAGUAGUUUGACCGGAGAUUCAUUCAGUUUGCUCAGACGACCUCGAACAAAUGGAGGAUUCGGAGAAUAUCACAGUGGCCAGAGAUAAAGAGGACACACAGGACGUACAUGACCAGGACUCCAUUGAGCCCCAGGAGACAAAAUGUACCGCAGCUGUCUCAGAGCCAGAAACUACAGGGGGCGGAGCUAAUGAAGAAAACAAAGAAGAUGAGGAGGAGACAAAAGCUAAAGCCAAUGAGAGUGAAGCAUGUGAGCAAGUGGGCGGAGUCACAGAGAAUGUCAACACAGUGAGGGAGAAAGAGACAGAAGUGACGAAAAAACCCAAGGAGGUCACAGAAGAUACAGUUAAAGAACCAAACAAGGAGGCGAGAGUUAAUGAGGAAGGAAAUGAGAGUAACAGUGAGUCUCUCGCAAAAGUAAAUGAUAUCAAUAAAGCUGAGGAGGAAGGAAAACUUGAGGAGAAGAACAAAGGAGACGAGAGGGCAAAUGACUCUGUAGGUCAAACUAAAAAGACAGAGGAGGUCACAGAUACAAAAGAGAUGAAACAAAAUAAAGAUCAUGUCCAGGACAAACAAAACAAUACUGGAAGGAAAAGCGCAACUACUUCUGCCCUUAGAGCUCCAACAAAGUCUUCAGUAUGUGCACGUGGGGCGCGCCCCUCUGCCAGAAGAGAUGCCAUGGCUAAGUUUCAGAAGGAGCAGACCCCAGGAGUUCGAAACUUUAAAGUUCAGCGGACGUCUAUAGGCAUGGCCGGCGGAGCAUCAAUUAAACAGAAAAUUCUCCAGUGGUGCAUAAACAAAACACAGGCAUAUGAGGGUGUCAACAUAGAAAACUUCUCUUCAUCUUGGAGUGAUGGCCUGGCAUUCUGUGCGCUCAUUCAUCGAUUCUUUCCAACCGCAUUUGACUUCUCCUCUCUUAAAGCUAGUGAACAUGAGAAAAACUUCACCCUGGCCUUCAGCACAGCAGAGUCUCUUGCUGACUGCUGCCCCCUUCUGGAAGUGUCAGAUAUGUUACUAAUGGGUAAACACCCAGACCCAAUGUGUGUUUUCACCUACGUGCAGUCCCUUUGUCAUCAUCUCUCAAAAAUAGACAAAGAGAGAAAAGAGAAGGAGAAAAAGAAAAAAGAAGAUCAAGAGGUGGCUCACGAACAAGGAGAUGAAGAGAAAGAUGAGAGCGAACAACAUGAGGAAAAUCAAUCUGAUUCUAGUACGAAGACAGAAAAGGAGACGGAUCAGAAUGAAAAUGUAAUAAAUGUAAAUGCUGAGGUUUAGAAGAAAGAGAAAAAUUUAUGACUGUGAGAAAAAGGAAAUAAGAAAAGAUAAUUUAAUAUCUUGGAUAUAUUUAGUCCAAAAUAAUUUAUUAUACGAUCUUAACAUCUUAGUAAAUAUAUGAAUUGAGAUUUUUAUUUGUGAAGUGUGAAUGAAAAAUUUAGUUUAUUCUGAAUAGUUUGGGUUUCACUUUUUUUUUACAAUAUACAGAUUUUCAUUCGUCUUAUAUGAAAUAAAUACUGCGAACACA